GGUUCCCCUCAUUCAUCAGAUCGUCUGCAGACACAUCAACAUAAUCUCCUUCGUCUCUCAACUCUUCACUUCUCUCUGUCUCUCAGCUGCCUAGUCAAAGUAAAACAGACAAAAUGGGGAAAAUUGACGGAUGCCUGAAGGCUGUUUUCAUCUCCUUCAAUUGCUUGUUUGCUAGUUUUGGAUGCCUGUUGAUCUGCGGAUUGAUCCGUAUGAGUCUCAGUGGCUAUAAGAUGGAAGGGCUUGACACCCCAAGCGUGAUCUGGCUCUGGGUGUUUGCCAUUAUCACUCUCCUGGUCUCCUUGCUGGGGAGCCAUGCGGCACGCACCGAAAAUAAAUGUGGCCUCAAACUUUUUGCAGUUUUGAUGGGGAUUGGAAUGGCCCUCAUGCUAAUCGUUGGAGUUGCUGCCAUUGUUUUAAAAGACAAGGGCAUGGAAAACUUUCAAAGUCCUGAAGUUGCCCAGGAGAUCUUGAAAGACGAGAAGAAAAAACAUCUUCUGAAAACCCUGCAGGGACGGGUUCGGUGUUGUGGAUGGACUGGAGUCGAGGACUGGGGUUCAGACAUCCCUCAAUCUUGUCGCUGCACACCUUCAUAUGGACCAGAAUGUAAAUCCAGCCUACUGGGCUUCUCAUCUGUCUACUCCAAGGCCUGUGGUGAAAUUGUUAAGGAUUAUGUUGAAUAUUAUGCGAAGAUUGGCAUAUGCAUCAUUUUUGGAUUCGCUUUCGUUGCUAUGAUGGGAUUGAUCAUCUCCGCUAAGAUGAUUAAUCAGAUCAGUCAUCACGACAGAGUCGUCAUGCCAACCUUUGGAUUGAAGGCUUAUUGACAUCAACCUCCAAGUCUUGAUGGGUUUUAUUGAAUGAUGCUCAAAUAUUGCUCAGAUUCUUUCUGUUUAAUCUUUAUUUUCGCAAAAAUGUUACCAAAUAAAAUGCUUUGCAAACGUU
Gambusia affinis (western mosquitofish) is the source of this 939-nucleotide messenger RNA. RefSeq names its product 23 kDa integral membrane protein-like. Gene Ontology annotation, cellular component: membrane. The record is from RefSeq and is a predicted model, not a curated record. The transcript has 9 exons. NCBI's taxonomy places the organism in Eukaryota, Metazoa, Chordata, Actinopteri, Cyprinodontiformes, Poeciliidae. The coding region runs from base 114 to 821 and encodes 235 amino acids.